CCCACCUCUCCACUUCCCAUGGCCCACCUGUCCACUCCACUCCCCAUAACCCACCCAAGUACUCUUCCUCCAUUCGUGUGCUCCCCAUGGUUUCAACAGAUACUCGAGACAAAUUUCGUGCCGCGGCACUCACAGGCAUUUGGGGACAAGGACACGGAGCAGGCAAAGAGGGAAGCAGAGCAGGGCUACCGAGAGAUGGUGGCCGAGUGGCUCUUGCUGUCGUCUAG
Molecule: messenger RNA, 227 nt
Organism: Closterium sp. Naga37s-1
Lineage: Eukaryota; Viridiplantae; Streptophyta; Zygnematophyceae; Desmidiales; Closteriaceae
Source: the annotation of a GenBank genome assembly